Molecule: messenger RNA, 3840 nt
Organism: Akanthomyces muscarius
Lineage: Eukaryota; Fungi; Ascomycota; Sordariomycetes; Hypocreales; Cordycipitaceae
Exons: 5
Coding region: 1-3840 (1279 amino acids)
Biological process (GO): ergosterol biosynthetic process; coenzyme A metabolic process; isoprenoid biosynthetic process
Cellular component (GO): peroxisomal membrane; endoplasmic reticulum membrane
Molecular function (GO): hydroxymethylglutaryl-CoA reductase (NADPH) activity; protein binding
Source: RefSeq, a predicted model, not a curated record
AUGGUGCUAGUGCAAGGCCCGCAAGGACAAGGACGCGAGGCUGGAGACGGACAAACUCCGGCUAGCACCGUUCACGUAUUCGCGCCCGCCGCCACCACCGUUCGAGCUGUCUUUGCACUGCUUGCUCGAGUCCUCACCCCCACAGGCAAACAGCGAUAUUCAGAGCUGGCAUUCAACUGCCUCGCGUACCCUCCUAGCGAUCCUACCUCAGGACCCAUCUCCGAAGCCCCGCGCCCUCGCCCUCGCAAAUGUCGUAAACCGAGUCGCCGAGUCACCUUUUCAGAUACCGUCGUCGAGAUGAAUUUUCUUCCUACGCGCUUUCGAGGCGAAACCACCGGUCCUGCCAAGGCCGCCCCCCCGACCUGGGCCGGCAAGACCAUCACGCCGUUUCUGCACCUGCUUGGCCGACUGGCGGGCUCGCACCCGAUCCACACGAUUGUCCUCGUCGCCGUCCUUGCCAGCUCCUCCUACAUUGGCUUGAUCCAGGAGAGCUUGUUCGAGAGAACGGCCACCGUCAGCAAGGCAGACUGGUCUUCUCUCACCGAGGGCAGCCGAGACCUCUUCGCCAGCCCCGAGACCGCUUGGCGAUGGCAGAGCGUCGAGGCCGGUGCCGAGAGCACUGACAACUCGGACCACCUCGCUCUCUUGACCUUUGUCUUCCCGGAUACCCUCUCUGCCGAUACCAUCGAUGUCGCUCCUCUCGCCCAAGCCGUCCCGACGCCGCAGAACCUCUCCAUUACCUCGCUGCCCGUCACUGAGAACCCCUUCACCACGUACACCCAGGACAGCAUCCUCGCCUACUCCCUUCCCUACGACCAGGCCCGUGAGUUCCUCACCGCUGCUCAGGAGAUUCCGUCUGAGAACAGCGAGACUGUUCUCACCCGCCAUGGCCGCGAAGAAAAGAUGUGGAUCAUGAAGGCGGCCAAGGUGCACACUCGUAACACGUUUGUGGAGUGGGUGCGCAACGCCUGGACCGAGUUUAUCGAUCUGCUCAAGAAUGCCGAGACACUCGACAUUGUCAUCAUGGUCCUUGGCUACCUCUCCAUGCACCUGACGUUUGUCUCUCUGUUCCUCUCUAUGCGCCGCAUGGGUUCCAACCUUUGGCUCGGCAUGAGCACGCUCUUUGCCUCUGCCUUUGCCUUUGUCUUUGGUCUCGCCGUCACCACCAAGCUUGGCGUUCCCAUCAGUGUCAUCCUGCUGUCCGAGGGCUUGCCCUUUCUCGUCGUCACUAUUGGUUUCGAAAAGAACAUUGUCCUCACCCGCGCUGUCCUCAACCACGCCAUUGAGGCCCGUCGCAGCCAGUCCCAAAACUCUAAAGGCAAGGGCAAGUCCCUGACCCAGGACGCCAUCCAGACCGCCAUCUACGCUGCCAUCAAGGACAAGGGCUAUGAGAUUAUCCGCGACUACGCGAUUGAGAUUACCAUCCUGGUCCUUGGUGCUGCUUCCGGUGUCCAGGGCGGUCUUCAGCAGUUCUGCUUCCUCGCCGCCUGGAUCCUCUUCUUCGACUGCCUCCUGCUCUUCACCUUUUACACUGCCAUUCUCAGCAUCAAGCUCGAGAUUAACCGCAUCAAGCGCCAUUUUGAAAUGCGACAGGCUCUCGAGGCUGAUGGUGUCAGCCGCCGUGUUGCCGAAAAUGUCGCUUCCAGCAACGACUGGCCCAACGGCGAUGCCAAGACUGCCAAGGACAAGGCUCUCUUUGGCCGCGGCAUGAAGAGCAGCAGCGUCCCAAAGUUCAAGGUUCUCAUGAUCUCUGGCUUUGUCUUCAUCAACAUUGUCAACAUUUGCACCAUUCCCUUCCGCAGCGGCAGCUCGUUUGCUACUCUUCGCUCCUGGGCUGGUGGUCUCGGCGGUGUUGUUUCGGCCCCUCCCGUGGACCCUUUCAAGGUUGCCGCCAACGGCCUCGAUGUUGUCCUCGCCGCUGCCAAGUCUCGCGGCCAGGCCGUUCUCGUUUCCGUCCUCACGCCGAUCAAGUAUGAGCUCGAGUACCCCUCUAUCCACUACGCCCUUCCUGCUGCGGUCGCCGACGCCACUGUCCACGGACACAGCCACUUUGACAGCUAUGGAAUGGGUGGUCGUGUUGUUGGCAGCCUUCUCAAGAGUCUCGAGGACCCUAUCCUGUCCAAGUGGAUCGUUGUUGCCCUGGCUCUCAGCGUUGGUCUCAACGGCUACCUGUUCAACAUUGCCCGCUGGGGCAUCAACGAGCCUAGCGUUUCCGAAACUUCUGAGCACCACAUCGACCGCAGGGAGCUUGCCCGCGCCCAGCGCUUCAACGAGACUGAGCCCAGCAGCAUUCCUCUCGGCCAAUACGUCGCCCCUACUCCUCAGCCUACGGAACCCGCUACUCCCGCCCUUACCGACGAUGAAGGCGACGGUUUGUCCAUGACCAGAUCGAGGCCGGCUCCGAUGACCCCCUCUGCUAACCGCAGCAACGCCGAACUCGACCAAAUGCUGCUUGAGAAGCGCGUUCCCGAAAUGACUGACGAAGAAGUCGUCGCCAUGUCGAUGCGCGGCAAAAUUCCCGGUUAUGCCCUAGAGAAGACUCUUGGCGACUUUACCCGCGCCGUCAAGAUCCGCCGUACUAUCAUUUCUCGCACCAAGGCCACUUCUCACAUCACCCACAGCCUGGACCGCUCCAAGCUGCCUUUUCAGAACUACGACUGGGAGCGUGUCUUUGGCGCCUGUUGUGAAAAUGUCAUUGGUUACAUGCCCCUCCCUGUUGGUGUUGCUGGUCCCCUCGUGAUCGACGGACAGAGCUACUUUAUUCCCAUGGCCACCACCGAAGGUGUCUUGGUUGCCAGUGCUAGCAGAGGCUGCAAGGCCAUCAACUCUGGCGGCGGCGCCAUUACUGUUCUUACUGGUGACGGAAUGACCCGUGGUCCCUGUGUCAGCUUUGAAACCUUGGAGCGCGCUGGUGCUGCAAAGCUGUGGCUCGACUCUGAAGAGGGCCAGAAUGUAAUGAAGAAGGCCUUCAACUCGACCAGUCGUUUUGCCCGUUUGCAGACUAUGAAGACUGCAAUGGCCGGUACCAACCUGUAUAUCCGCUUCCGCACCACCACUGGCGACGCCAUGGGUAUGAACAUGAUUUCCAAGGGCGUCGAGCACGCCCUGAACAUUAUGGCUACCGAUGGCGGUUUCGACGACAUGAUUAUUGUUUCCGUCUCGGGCAACUACUGCUCGGACAAGAAGCCUGCAGCUAUCAACUGGAUCGAGGGCCGUGGCAAGAGCGUUGUCGCGGAGGCCAUUAUCCCUGGCGAUGUCGUCAAGAGCGUUCUCAAGUGCGACGUUGACACUCUUGUGGAGCUCAACAUUAGCAAGAACCUGAUUGGAUCGGCCAUGGCUGGUGCCAUGGGUGGUUUCAACGCGCACGCCGCCAACAUUGUCGCCGCCAUCUACCUCGCCACCGGCCAGGAUCCCGCCCAGGUGGUGGAGAGCUCCAACUGCAUCACCAUCAUGAAGAACCUCAAGGGCUCGCUGCAAAUCUCCGUGUCGAUGCCUUCGCUGGAAGUCGGCACCCUCGGUGGCGGCACCAUUCUCGAGCCUCAGAGUUCCAUGCUCGACCUUCUCGGCGUCCGUGGCUCGCACCCGACGAACCCCGGUGACAAUGCCCGCCGCCUGGCCCGCAUCAUUGCCGCUUCUGUCCUCGCUGGUGAGCUGUCGCUGUGCAGUGCCCUAGCGGCUGGCCACUUGGUCCGCGCCCACAUGCAGCACAACCGCAGCGCCGCACCUUCAAGGACGACGACGCCGGCGCCCCCGGCCACGCCGGUCACGCUAGCGAUGACGAAUGGUCUGGAGAAGGCCAAUGGCAAGAGUGCGGCCGCGAAUGAGCGAUCCAAGCGGUGA